UACCUACUGCAGGUCACGCGACUGUCCUGACCCACUAAUCGCCUCAACAUCCCGCUUCUAGAGCUUUGCUGUCUAGAUCCGCCUGCCGUUUGUGUGAGUCUGCGCUCGCCAACCUCUUUCCAUCACUUCAUACACAUUUCUUAUAUUAUUCCCGUACCAGUCCCAGAAAAAUCCGCUUCUAAUUGGCGGCUCAGGCUGUGAUAUGUCCUCGAGCUACUUCACAAGCGAAAACCAGGGGCUUCAACCACGACCACCAGGGGAACCGCCGUUUGCCCGUCCCUCUCCAAGUGGAUCCGACGCUGGAAUGACGGGCGAUCCUCAGUUCGACAUCUUCGAAUGGCAUCCCGCAUAUCAGAGCUGCCAGCGCUACUUUCUCGACCACGCCCAGCAUGACGGCAGUGUCCAGGCAGUCGCCGCUCUCGUCAACAUCGCUCUACCCUUUCAAUGGGCCCAGAGUCCCAUCUCAAACUCCUCCGCUUCUCCCAUGCCCGGCGCAAAUCUCGCACCAUAUCAACAGCACUACCAACGACCAGGACCUUCGCAAGGGACCCAAAGGCCUGGAGCCGGUCUCGCAUGGGUCUCACUCGUGCCCUACAUUCGCCGCCUGAUAGUCACGGGAUUCGACAGCGCAGGCGUCCUCCAUGGCUUCUUCGGCGACGAGUGGAAGAAAGGCAUCGGCCCCGUGCAGGAAUGCGAGAGGCGCAACUACCUGUUCGCCGCCAAGAGCGUUGGCUGGGCCAAAGUCAAAUGCCAGUACGACAUGUCUCCACACGAGAGCGUGCCCUUCCUGAAGCCGCUCCAGAACGUGCAGCUAGCCGAGAUUGAGGGUGCGGAGAAGACUUGGAGCCAGUGGCUUGCGAUGGAGGACUGGAUGGUUGGGCCUCGUGCGCCCGUCGCGAUGGAUGAGGGUGGUCCGUCGAGGCCUCGCCCGAGCCAGGAGUUGUAAAGUCUGUUUGUUGGUUUGGUUUGAGACUGCAUACUAUGACCCGGCGUUUUGAUACACGAUAGGAUGGGAUGGCAUGGUAUUGGCGUUUUAUGUGAUUAUUUUCAUUGAGAAAGACACGCGUGUGAAGUCGCGCGUGGUCUUUUUCCUUUUUCGGUGUAACAAUACUUUCGUUUGGGGCAAUAUGCUGAUGCUUUUACAUUCUGAUGAGUUGCCAGUCUUACUCGUUUGUGCUUAUUUUAUUGUAGAAACCUUGGUCUCACAGCUUGAGUUUCGUGUUGAUAGACGAUGGAUGGCAGGGCGAGGCGAAACGGCACUAGUUCCAACUUUCCUUCAAGAACCCCACGUGGACUUGCACUUACAUAAUCAUGCACCCAACUUGAACCCUAGCCAUUCUCCAAUAACUAGCGUCUACUUAAUUAACU
Messenger RNA from Pseudovirgaria hyperparasitica, 1368 nucleotides. RefSeq lists its product as uncharacterized. The record is from RefSeq and is a predicted model, not a curated record. The transcript has a single exon. The coding region runs from base 203 to 946 and encodes 247 amino acids. NCBI's taxonomy places the organism in Eukaryota, Fungi, Ascomycota, Dothideomycetes, Acrospermales, Acrospermaceae.